AUGGCCCGUGGGCAGUUCGUGAACAAACUGCAAGAGGAAGUGAUCUGUUCCAUCUGCCUGGACGUUCUGGAAAAACCUGUCACCAUCAACUGUGGGCACAAUUUCUGCCUCAAAUGCAUCACUCAGAGUGGGGAAGCAUCAUGCGAAUUUUUCAAAUGUCCUCUCUGCAAAACUUCUGUAAGGAAGAAUACAAUGGUGUCCAACUGACUGUUGGUGAAUCUGGUGGAGAAAAUCCAAGCUCUAGAUGCCUCUGAGGUGCAGUCUGAAAGGAAAAUGCCUACAUGCCUGGGGCACGAGGAGAUGUUCCAUUAUUUUUGUAAGGAUGAUGGAAAGUUCCUCUGUUUUGUGUGUCGUGAAUCCAAGGAUCACAAAUCUCAUAAUGCCAGCUUGAUCAAUGAAGCUGCCAAGAAUUAUCAGGGGCAGAGUCAAGCGCAGAUUGAAGUCUUACAGCAAAGAGAGACCGUACAAAUGAAGGCACAAGGCGAACAGAGCAUCCGUGUCUUCGGGCCACAUCUUCCUAGGAGUGAAGGAUUUCAGUUUCUCAAGCCAACCCCUGUUCCUUUGGAGCUGGAGAGAAAACUCAGUGAAGCAAAAUCAAGAUACGACUCCAUCACAGAGAGCCUGAAACAAUGAAAAGAUCACCUGCAGGCUGAUAGGAAAAGAGAUGAAAACGGAUUCUUCAAAAGCAUAAAAAAUGACAUGAAGAGCUGGCACCAGGUUUCUGGACAAACUCCUCUGGGCAGAACAGUUACAUCAAGGCCACCAAAUUGCCACUCCUCAGCCCCAUCCCACUGCUGGUCUUGGGCCUCCUCUGCUGGGAAAGUCGCUCUUCCAGAAUCCGACCCAUUUUUUAUAAACCACCCCGGGGCCUCUUAUGCUGAGGUAUCUGAUUGCAGAGCCAGCUGUCAGAACACGAAGAGAUUUGACACUGAGGCUGUCCAAGGAGCUCCCUGUGGCACGGAGUGGCUGACAGUAAUCCUGGCUUGUUUUGUGAAGUUCCUUCAAGGCAAGCCAGCUCAGAGCGCACGGGGAGCCGUGGUGCUGUUCAGACGUAGGAGCAUAGAAUGGCACUGA
This is a messenger RNA of Cebus imitator (Panamanian white-faced capuchin), 1074 nucleotides long. It is a transcript of the gene TRIM31, whose product is annotated as tripartite motif containing 31. The record is from RefSeq and is a predicted model, not a curated record. NCBI's taxonomy places the organism in Eukaryota, Metazoa, Chordata, Mammalia, Primates, Cebidae. Gene Ontology annotation, molecular function: zinc ion binding.